This is a messenger RNA of Naegleria gruberi, 1023 nucleotides long. RefSeq lists its product as uncharacterized. NCBI's taxonomy places the organism in Eukaryota, Heterolobosea, Eutetramitea, Acrasida, Naegleriidae. The transcript is spliced from 3 exons. The record is from RefSeq and is a predicted model, not a curated record. Bases 1 to 1023 code for a protein of 340 amino acids.
AUGGAAAAAAGAAAUAGUUUUAAACAUAAUAAAAAUAUUUUUAGUUUUGAUGAUAGAUAUCAUCAAGUAUUUAAUGAUACAAAUAAUUUAAAUAAUAAUUUAAAUAAUACAAAUAAUAAUAAUAAUAAUAAUUUAAAUAAUACUUCCAUAAAUAAUAAUAAUACAAAUAUAGCAAAUAUUACUAAUGUAAAUCAUUCAUAUCAUCAUAAUGUACAUUCAUUAAAUGAUGGUAAUUUGACACCAUCUACACCAUUUAAUCAAUCUCAAUUACAUGUUCCAUUUUCAUUACAAAAAAGAACUUCCAUUUUAAGUAAGAGACAUUUUAAACAUGUUUCAAAUUCACCAAAUAUAAAUAAUUCUAAUUCUAUUAAUAAUAAUAAUUCUAAUAAUAUAAAUGAUAAUAUUUUUGAUUUACAAGUUAAAACUAAUGAAAGAAAAUUUAGAAUUUUAAUUUUAAAUAAUUUUAGAAGUGUUUCUAAAAGAGUAAAAUUUACUUUAUUGGAAAUAUUUAAAUAUAAAAAAGUUAUUUUAGGUGAUAAAAUUAUUGAUAUUCCAUAUGAAUUUAUUUGUAUAUGUGAUACUUUAGAAUUACCUUCUCCAUUAUUAAAUGAAUUUAUUGGAUUUGUACCAACAUUAUGUGCUAAUACAACAAUAACAAUACAAGAUAUUCAAAAUUAUUCAACAAAUAUUCAACAUAUUAUUCAACAACAAUUGAAUAGAUUAAAUGAACAAACAAAUUUAAUUGAUUGUGUUGAUAUGACUGUUAAAAUACAACAAUAUAUUAGAGAAAUUAUUAUACAAUGUAGAAAUCAUCAAUAUAUUAAAAAAUAUCCAACAAGUGAAGCUUUACCUUUUACUGUUAUGGCAUGCAAAGCAUACGCAUUGAUAUAUAACAAGACAUUUGUAACACCUACUCAUGUACAAUCAAUAAUUUCAAAUUUAUUAUUUCAUAGAAUUGAAUGCAUUUCAGAUGAUAAAUGGAAUGUAAUUCAACAAGUAGUUUCAAAUGUUUUACCACCUUGA